AUAUGAAGACAUUUGGGGCCGCUCUCAUCUGCUUCUGCUGUUUGCACACCUUCACGCUGAGCGCUAAGUUGGAUAGAGACUAUAGAACCCGAUCCGACAGCGACAGCAACAGUGCGUCUUCGGAGAGUUCUUCUGUUGACAGUGAUGCUGGACCCUGCUUCCUCACUCAAACCUGUGGUACUGGAAAUAUCUUGGAAUCUGCUCAACCAACUGAGUUCAACCUUAUACGAACUGCUCUGGAGUCAAUUACCUCUGAAGACGAUCUGGUCUCAACGAUAGGGGAGAUAUUAGACCAAUCAAAUCAAGGUGGAACUCCUCCCCCUGAUUGCUUCUUAUCAUCUGUAUUUCCUUUCCCACCCUCAACAAUAAUUCGUGUGAAUGCGCAAGACGCCCUCGGGUUUUCCAUAGAAUUUGGACAAGCUCCGGCGGGAUUAGGGGUGUUGUUUUCUUUCAUCUUCACGGAUCUGCCGUCUUCUUUUGGAGAGCUCAGCUAUGACCUUGUUAUCGCCAAUACUGGAACCCCGUCCCUGGUCUCUGCCACGCCACGUUUUCGCGCUACCAAUGGAGGAGUAUUUGAUCUGUUCCUUACUGGUGAGGUGUGUUCCUUAUCUCAACCCUUGGUGUGCGGAGGAGAGGCUCCAACGGACCCAACGUUACCUGCAGAUUUACCAACAUUGCCGCCUGCUCAAGCCGCUGACCUUGAAGCUGCUAUGGCGUCAGUGCGAGGUGCUCUUUGCCCGCCGUAGCGGCAAACCGAAUCUGUCCGGAAUUGAAUUGAACGCCGUUAUUGACGUGAUGGGUGCCAACAUUGAACUUUGCUAGGCUUGCACUCAUGGAUACAGGCUCCUAUUGAUCCCCUCGUUCUCCCUCGUAUGUAACACAAUAACGGAGAGUAUUUUUCUCCUCAUGCCCAAGCCUCUUGUACGGGUAAAAUACACACAAGAGCCACCUUAACCCUAGGACGGCCGCCACUUUCGGUACUCCUAGAACGGCCAAACGCUGUCAUUUGACACCUGCAUACAUUUCCAUGUCUAAGACCUAUGAUAUAGGUUAUUAUAGUUUUUGUUUUCAGUGCUGGCUAUCACUAUCGGCAUUUAUGAUAUACACAACAAUUUAGGAUUCACCCAGACACUAUUGUUGGCUAUACGCAAUUAAAAUACAAUGUACGCGUAACGGCAAUUGCGAAGGAUGAACUCAAUUGCUGGCAAAACUUCAAUUACUUGCAUAGGAAUUUCUUAUAAUCACAGAGUUACAAUAACAAGCAAUGUGUCAACGUCACUGGGCACA
Sycon ciliatum is the source of this 1287-nucleotide messenger RNA. RefSeq lists its product as uncharacterized. The transcript has 2 exons. The coding region runs from base 3 to 746 and encodes 247 amino acids. NCBI's taxonomy places the organism in Eukaryota, Metazoa, Porifera, Calcarea, Leucosolenida, Sycettidae. The record is from RefSeq and is a predicted model, not a curated record.